Messenger RNA from Punica granatum (pomegranate), 600 nucleotides. NCBI's taxonomy places the organism in Eukaryota, Viridiplantae, Streptophyta, Magnoliopsida, Myrtales, Lythraceae. The record is from RefSeq and is a predicted model, not a curated record.
AUGUUUGUCCUAAGGAAUCUCAUGCAGCUGGUUGGGUACUUCUUGUUGUCGGGGCUCUUUUGUGUAGAGGGUAGCAGGGGAAAGAGGUUUCUGACCGAUGAUCAGGGCCUUUCCGGAGGUUUAAUAGGAGGCUACCAAGGUGGCAAAGGCGGCGGUGGGAUAGGUGUUGGUGGCAGCGGUGGCUAUGGCAGUAUUGGUGGCGCUGGCGGUGGUGGAGGUGGCGGCGGUAUUGCAGCUGGAGGCUAUGGCAACGGUGGUGGCGGAAAUGGAGGUGGUAUAGGUGGCGGUAGUGGUGGAGGAGGGGGCAGCUUUGGAGGCAGUGGAGGUCCAGGAUAUGGCGGUGGUAUGGGCCAAGGGGAUGGGUAUGGUGCAGGUGGUGGCAGCGGUGGUGCAUGGGGCAACGGCAGGUAUGGAUCUGGUGGCGGAGGAGGAGGAGGAGGAGGCUUUGGCAGCGGGUAUGGCUCGGGAUAUGAUAAUGGUAGGGGUAGAGGUGGCGGAGGCAGUGGCAGCGGCAGCGGCAGCGGGGCCAGCGGAGGGUACGGGCAAGGCGGAGGAGAAGGUUUUGGCUAUGGUAAGAAGGAAUAUGGUGAAGGCCAUUGA